AAUGCGUUUUGAUUGGACGGUUUUUCCCCUCUACAUCCAUGGGAAAGUGGGUAUAUCUCGCCCCCAAUUUUGGUCAUUGGUGUCUCCAAGUUACAGUAUUAUCGUCAUUUGUCCGUACGGAGUCCUCGCAUGAACUGAUACAAUCGUAACCGGUCGAUACCCCCAUGUUAAUCUAAUCCUUGGCCCCCAAGAGGUUCGUUCCUGCUUGGCAUGUGCCUCAAAUGCUCAUCAUCAUCGCUGUCAUAUGCCUGCUUUGGUACAUUGUGGUGGCCCUUAUAUGUACCAUAGGUUUCGUCCAACUGCAGAGGCAUUAUUCAAGACGCCCCAAACCACCGCGAUGCAUCCAGACCAAUGUUCCGCGACCUCCGCGGCCUCCGCAACCUCCGCAACCCCCUCACAUCACCAUCAUCCGUCCUGUCAAAGGAUACGAACCGAAACUUUAUUCCUGCCUUGCAUCGACCUUCCGUCAGACCUACCCACGGAAUAGCCUCACUAUAUGCUUCUGCGUCGAAUCCAAAGAAGAUCCAUCCUUUCCGAUUCUUCAGGAGCUCAUCCGCGCCUUUCCGGAGUUUGACACGGCGUUGUUGGUGGAGGAAGAGGAUGCCGAACUUCAAGGAUGCAAAGGCCAACGCCUCGGACCAAACCCGAAGAUACGCAACAUGAGUAGAGCAUAUCGGGAAGCGAAAGGUGACAUCGUCUGGGUCAUUGACUGCAAUGUGUGGGUAGGUCCAGGUGUCGCUGGCCGAAUGGUCGAUACAUUGUGCGGCACUGGCGGACGGCGGAAGUACAAAUUUGUCCAUCAACUACCCCUUGUGGUAGAUGUCGAGACCAGCGAACAAUCGGAAUGUCAACGGGACCCCAAGUCACGCGACUCCAGGGAAAGCACCUCUUGCUCGCGAUUUACACGAUUCGGGUCCUGCAAGGAUUGGUUCAAAACCAAAGGCGGCCGCCUCGAAGAGAUGUUCCUGGCCACUUCCCAUGCCAAAUUCUAUACAGCCAUCAAUACGGUCUCCAUCGCUCCCUGUAUCGUGGGGAAAUCCAACAUGUUCCGUCGUUCUCACCUCAAUGCCCUGACCAAGAACCAGGGCAUCGACUACUUCUCCCGUAAUAUCUGCGAGGACCACAUGAUUGGAGAUCUCCUCUGGAAGUCACCUGUACCGCCGAAUCUGCUCGAUUCCGAUGAUCACGAUCAUGCGGUCCCGUGGGGGCAGCAUGCACUUUGUUUUGGUGACCUGGCAAUCCAGCCCAUGUCCCGCAUGAGCGUGUCGGAAUACUUUGCACGACGUGUGCGAUGGCUUCGAGUACGAAAGUACACCGUCACCCUUGCUACAUUGGCUGAGCCCGGGACGGAGAGCUUUCUCUGCUCGGCAUAUGGAGCGUUCGCUAUCACAACGUUACCUUGGUUCCAAUCUACGCUGGGUAUCGCGCCGACAUGGACCGCUUUCGCCACAUUCUGGUUGAUGAGUGUCCUGCUGUGGGCUCUCGUCGAUUACAAUCAAUACAAACUCUUACAUUCGGGCGCAAGCUUGGAAUGGAAUGCGGAAACGUCCCUAUUUGUUCAGGGACAGGACCGAUCCUUUGCUGAGUGGUUCCUCGCUUGGGUCGGGCGUGAAACAUUGGCCUUUCCAAUAUGGCUUUGGGCAGCCUACGGAGGCGCAAGUGUGAACUGGAGAGGGAGGGAUUUCUGGGUUGACAUGCAUAUGAAUGUACAUGAGAUCCGCCGCAAAAACUCGGUGCUAAAGGAUGAAUAGAUCCCCAUAGGAAAAUUGACCACCCCACUCAUGAAACGUCAGCCAUUCACCGGCCCUCUUGCGCCAGGUUGUAUCUUCAGAUCCAUGACAUAACGCAUCAGACUGCAAUCAUCACACUUCACCAAGGCUUGUAGCGCUUUGAUUCUGGCCUUCAGUUUCUCGUUCUCCUCCGCUAGUUUAGACUUUUCCCUUUCGACCUGUUUGAUGUACGACGUCGCGCUUGCGAGGAUUACCGCCUUGCUAGGCUUGUUGGU
Eremomyces bilateralis CBS 781.70 is the source of this 2005-nucleotide messenger RNA. RefSeq names its product ceramide glucosyltransferase-like protein. Bases 222 to 1751 code for a protein of 509 amino acids. NCBI's taxonomy places the organism in Eukaryota, Fungi, Ascomycota, Dothideomycetes, Eremomycetales, Eremomycetaceae. The transcript is spliced from 2 exons. Gene Ontology annotation, biological process: glucosylceramide biosynthetic process. The record is from RefSeq and is a predicted model, not a curated record. Gene Ontology annotation, molecular function: ceramide glucosyltransferase activity. Gene Ontology annotation, cellular component: membrane.